AAACUCGACAACUAGUGGCAAAUCGCAAACUUACAAAAUGGAUUCUUCAUUUCACCAAACCUAUUAAUACUAUUAAUGAUACUACUUUUGAAGAUUUUCUUAAUUACUUAAAUCUGAACUACAAAUUACCAAACGAAAAAAAUCUCAAACUUUUAAUUCAUCAAGCAUAUGAUUGGACUGAAGGAUCGAUGAAAGAACUUCUUUUAUCUUUCACUAAGUACAUUUCACUCACCACUAAUUUAUGGACAUCUCGUGCCAAACAAGGAUAUAUUGAAAGACUUCAAACAAUCCAGACUUCCUUAAACUAUUCAAAAAUUUUAGGUGUAGUUUGUGAUGUAAGCACUCAUUGGAAUUCAUCAUAUUUAGUAUGGGAUCAAUUACUUUAUUUAAAAGAUGCAAUUGAUCAAUUGGCAAUUGAUUUAUCACGAGAUCAAGAUAGUACAAUAAAAAAAGAUGGAUGUUGUCUUAAAAAAAUUAAUCUUAUGGAUGAUGAAUGGAUCUUUAUGAAACAUUUGAUUAAUUUACUUGGAUUAUUUAAAGAAGUCAUCACUUUUUUAAGUGAUAGUAUCUAUGUGACACUUAGUCUAAUGCAUCCUAUCAUUUCUGAAUUACAAAAAGUAUUUGAAGAUGAAACUUUAUUAGUAUUAUCAAAAGCUGUAGAUUUUGCUAUAGAUACGAUCAUAUUAGAUAAUGAAGAUGAACAAGAAUUUGUUGAACAACAAGAAAAUGACGAAGAAGAAGUUAUCAAUCCUAUAACUCAAAAUCAU
Ambispora gerdemannii is the source of this 767-nucleotide messenger RNA. NCBI's taxonomy places the organism in Eukaryota, Fungi, Glomeromycota, Glomeromycetes, Archaeosporales, Ambisporaceae. The record is from the annotation of a GenBank genome assembly.